Messenger RNA from Vollenhovia emeryi, 2916 nucleotides. RefSeq names its product 27 kDa glycoprotein-like. The coding region runs from base 458 to 1399 and encodes 313 amino acids. Lineage: Eukaryota; Metazoa; Arthropoda; Insecta; Hymenoptera; Formicidae. The record is from RefSeq and is a predicted model, not a curated record. The transcript is spliced from 4 exons.
GCGCACGCGCCGAGCGCGAACUCAGUAGUAGAGCGAUCGUCGAAGGGGUUAGAUUCGCGCGCACCGUUCCGCUCCCCGUCUGUCUCUCCCUCUUCUAUCUCUCGUCACCUGGCUCGGUCUCUCUUUCUCUUUCUCUCUUCGGUCUAUCCACCUUCCCCUCGCAGCCUACCCCUCCUCUCUAUUGUUACCAGCUAACGGUGGACACGUCUCGCGCGGCCGUAAUAAAGGAUCGGCGACAAUAAAUGCGCUGGCCGCCCGCGGGGACGCGCAUUUCCGUACUUUGUGCCGCGUGAGGAGUGCACGCGCGUGGUGCGUGGUCCCGAGGUGUGCGUGCGCGCGUGGAACGUUCCGUCGUGCGUGAAGCCGACCCGUGUCCGUGUCGCGGAUACACAGCGAUACCUUCGACUCGCCUCUUCUUUCGCUCCCCCUCCGCGGAAGGUUCCCGUCCGUAGCCAAAAUGAAGCGCACCACGUUCACUGCCGUAACGUUACUUCUCCUCUGUAUCAUCGGUUGUGCGCAUUCGCAAGAGAAUGUGCCGUCUUCCGACGAUGUGCUGCAGCAGGUCGGCAGCGUGGUCGGCGACAUCCCGGAAUUGAAGGACCUGAACGUGUCGACGCUGCCCAUCGAGGAGGCGAAGAAUCUGUUUAAGGAGAAGUGUACAAAGAACGGCGGACCAAAUGCAUUCGACGAUGCCUAUCGCGCCCAGACGGAGAUGACACAGUGCCUUCAGUCGCUCAUCAACGUCACGGAGCUCCAGGCGGAGAUGGAGAAGUACAAGCCGACCGGCGAUCUGGAUAUCGUCUUCAAGAACUAUUGCAACAAGCGCUCGAUCCUGCGAGGUUGCGUGAACAAUUUCACGCAUACGCUCGAACAGUGUCUGGACGAGACGGAGAGGGAGAACAAGAAGAUAGUGAUGAACAUAACCGACUCGCUGCUCGAAUUUAUUUGCUUUAAGGAAGGCGAUCGAAUCGCCCUUUUUAUAUCGGCUGGAGGACCAGAGUGCUUCCAAUCGAAGCAGCAAGCGCUUCAGGAUUGUGCCAACCGUACGUUCAGUGGUUACAUACCAAAAACUGAUCCCACUAAAAGCUUGAGCCUGGAAAGUCUGCCGUCACUGACUUUCAGUGUCAGAGAAUGCAGGGACAUGACUAUAUUCCAAGGCUGUGCCGUGACGGAGUUGGAGAAGUGCUCGGAUCCCACGCCUGCAAAUAUUGUGGAUUCGAUAUUUAACUUUAUCAGGAGAGUGACGCCGUGCGAGAAUUUACUUAACGCGGAAAGCGCCGCCGCGACUGGCAACCAGUCGUCCGGCGCCUCGCGCAUAAACACCUGUUUCAUCGUGGCGAUUCUCUUUACUAUUUUGUCUCUUGUGAACACUCAACAAUCUGUUGUCCACGUCGCUUGAUUACCUUAGCAACCCCAUAGCGUCAGGAGUAAACGUGGAGAUACGACAAAUAGAGAUAUAUGGAAGUUUAUAUGUACCAGUUGGACAAAACUUAACGUAAGAAUUUAUAGCCGUGGGCAAAGGAUAUGCUUGCAAUUUUUGUUUAAUUUUUCUAAUUAUCAUAUACUUCUUAUUCGUUUACGAAACGAAAUUUAAUUGGAAGUCUUUCUCUCGUUUCAAAAGCAAUACAACUUAAUUUAUGUAAUUGUGUAAUAUCAUUAAUUUUAGGCUGCUUUCCUUCUAGAGAACACAGUCAACAUUUUUGACACAAAUCGACACGUGCCGCUUUCCAUUUAGAAUUUAAUUCAAACUCAAUCGGCACUUUUCGACUUGGAGAGUCGGAGCGUGUUUUUGACCGAAGAAUGCCGAGUAUUUCGACAGAACCUUUUCUUAAGAUCCUGUUCUUUAAAUCUUUGCCAUUUCACAGCGGCAAACUGCGCACGAGUGUUAGCUCGUGUCGAUUUGUGUCUCCUAAAAGGAAAGCAGCUUUAAUAUGCAACUAAUGCGAAUAUUCUUAAACGUCGCCAGCAGUAAUUAACAACAUCGGUGAUUUUUAUUGACCGUAUCUGGCAAUUUCAAUAAUACAGAAAAUUUAUUGUGAAUCCUGGCUGAUUUAAUAUGCAUAUUUGAGUUAUGUUGAAUCCGAAUGUUUUUUUUAAUUUUAUUUAUACAUGUAUGAGAACAUUUACAAUUUAGAUACUCGACUCUUUAUCAAAAGUCAUUAUAAUUUGGCCCUUUCCUUUAAUGGCUACUCAUAUUAAAGUUAUAGAAUAUAUAAAUAUAUUAUUAUAUAUUUUAUAUGCUUGUCCGCGUUUGUUAUAAAUAAGAGUACUUUUAUUUAUGUAAUUAUUUACACCUGUUACUUGCUAUUAUACAAGUAAAACGUCUGACAAGUGAAGUUUUUACUAAGAAGAAAUAAAAAAUAUCACAGUAUAGUAAAACCUGGUUAUACUUGUACUGUGAUGUCACAUUUAAUAUCUAAGUCGUAUUACUAGUAUCAUAUUUAUGUGGAUACAUCUUUUUGUACAUGUUUCAAAAGCCUUAGAUAAGAUUUUACAAUUAGUUAACUUUGUUUCGCAAACAAAAAUCUUGGUUUCAGUAAAUUCAGAUUUCAAUCACGAUCUUUUUUUUUCUUUUAGAGAACAAUUUGCUUCUCCAGGGAGAUAACAGUGGCACAUUUUACAAACGUUGAUCAAUUGUGAUGCUAGUUCGUAAAAAGCUUUUCCUACUUCGUACGGUCGAGAAAUAAAUCAGUAUUGUUCGUAAAACGGUUUAGAAUUAAUAAACUCCGCACAACAUUUCUACCGGUUUAAGAUGCAAACACGCGUUACGAUCACAAGUUGAAUUAAUAUAAAACUACAAGUGCGAUUUAAGUUACGGCAAGUGUAUCUUAAACCAUAGUUUAAGUACCAAAGUGUUUGUAAUUUACUCUGUUAAGGCAGUGUAUUUAAUAAACUCAGUACCUUGUUUACAACCAA